AUGCCGCACGACGACGACGACAAGUGCGUGAAAUACAACAAGGGCGAAAAGGCGAACAUCAUGAGCAAGGUUUUGCAGAACGACACGAAACCGUGGCUGUGGUCGGCGUGCUCGAGGCACUAUCUCACCGACUUUCUCGAAUCGAGCAAGUCGUCGUGUCUUUUCGACGAGCCGAACCGAGACAUCAUCACGUCCCAGUUCAUACAGCGACUGCCCGGCGAACGUUUCAAGGUCGAUCGUCAGUGCGAGCUCGAGUUCGGGAUCGGUUACAAGCUGUGCCCAUUCGAAAUUGCCUCCUGUGGAAGCUUAUGGUGCACGAGGGAGGACAUGGAGGGGUGCAAGACGCAGCACAUGCCAUGGGCCGACGGUACCAAGUGCGGGGAGUCCAGCUGGUGCCACCACGGGGAGUGCAUUCCAAACAAUCGUAAUCUGCUGGAGCCGGUCGAAGGCGGUUGGGGACCGUGGAUGCCGUGGGGCUUUUGUUCGCGAACCUGCGGCGGCGGCGUUAAGAUGUCGAAACGCAAUUGCGAUUCGCCACCGCCGACGAACGGCGGCGCCUACUGCAAGGGAAAAAACGUGCGCUACGCCUCCUGCAAUUAUCUUCCGUGCGAUUCCGAAUUGCGCGACUUUAGGGAGGUGCAGUGCGCCGAGUUCGACGGAAUGACGAAGGGAAUUCGCGGAUUGUCGGACGAGGUUAAGUGGAUACCUAAGUAUGGCAUGGGUAAGUUUACUCAGCAACAACCUCUCGGUUGAACAUAAGGCUUGUUUAUUACUCAAAGAAGCUUGAGAAUUUCACUCGAUGCG
Messenger RNA from Photinus pyralis (common eastern firefly), 804 nucleotides. Its product is annotated as A disintegrin and metalloproteinase with thrombospondin motifs 1-like. The transcript has 6 exons. Lineage: Eukaryota; Metazoa; Arthropoda; Insecta; Coleoptera; Lampyridae. Bases 1 to 753 code for a protein of 250 amino acids. The record is from RefSeq and is a predicted model, not a curated record. Gene Ontology annotation, cellular component: extracellular matrix. Gene Ontology annotation, biological process: proteolysis; extracellular matrix organization. Gene Ontology annotation, molecular function: metalloendopeptidase activity.